Ipomoea nil (Japanese morning glory) is the source of this 1735-nucleotide messenger RNA. RefSeq names its product serine/threonine-protein kinase CDL1-like. Lineage: Eukaryota; Viridiplantae; Streptophyta; Magnoliopsida; Solanales; Convolvulaceae. Gene Ontology annotation, molecular function: ATP binding; protein kinase activity. Gene Ontology annotation, biological process: protein phosphorylation. The coding region runs from base 243 to 1502 and encodes 419 amino acids. The record is from RefSeq and is a predicted model, not a curated record. The transcript has 6 exons.
UCUCUCUUUUCUCUCUUCUCUCUCUCUCAGGACAAAGGUUUGUGACUCUUCUCCUCAUUCUCUCUGUUCUGCGCUCUGUUUUCUCUCUAUCGCUGAGAAACAGGAAAAAAAGAAAUGAGAUAAAAGAGAGACGCGUAUAUACACUGCAUAGAAAGAAAGAAAGAAAGAUAAAUACACAAGAAGUAAUCCAAGGCAUAUAUAUAUAUAUAUAUAUAGAUAUUGCAGUCUUCUUUGAAAGAGGCAUGGGCUGUUUCUCUUGUUGCGGUGAUCCAUCAAUAGAUAAAAAGGGGAAAAAGAGAAGCGCGACGAGCAAAAGGGGCGAAAACAAGCGGGACGAUCAAGCGCAGCCGGCCUCGGAUACACCAAGGGUGAGCCCGUUAAAGGGUGUGAAGGAGGAGCCUAAUGAUGCAAACCAAUCUACCUCUGGCAAGGAAGAGGGUUGCUGUCAAAGGAAUUCUGGAGAUGUGGAUACAGAGAAUAUCAAGGCAAGGCCAUUUAAUUUUUCCGAAUUGGUGGCUGCCACAGAAAACUUCAACCUGGAAUACUUUUUGGGUGAAGGAGGAUUUGGCAAAGUUUAUAAAGGUCGACUGGUAGAUACCAGCGAGGAGGUAGCUAUUAAGCAACUUGAUCGCAAUGGAUGUCAAGGGAUUAGGGAAUUUGUUGUUGAAGUGUUGACCUUGAGUAUGGCAGACCACCCUAAUCUUGUUAAGCUAAUUGGUUAUUGUGUGGAGGGUCCACAAAGACUCUUGGUUUACGAGUAUAUGCCUCUUGGUUCAUUGGAAGACCAUUUACAUGACCGUCGACCAAGUAGAAAGCUUCUUGAUUGGAAUACAAGAAUGAAGAUAGCCGCUGGUGCAGCAAGAGGCCUUGAGUAUUUGCAUGACAAGAUGAAGCCUCCUGUGAUAUACCGUGAUUUGAAAGGCUCCAACAUCUUGCUCGGGGAGGAGUUUCAUCCCAAAUUAUCUGAUUUUGGCUUGGCCAAGGUUGGUCCAAUUGGAGACAAAACCCACGUCUCCACCAGAGUAAUGGGCACAUAUGGGUACUGUGCACCAGAUUAUGCUAUGACUGGUCAAUUAACAUUCAAAUCCGAUAUAUACAGCUUUGGGGUUGUUCUACUGGAGCUCAUCACCGGCAGGAAAGCAAUCGACAACACGAAAUGUUCUGCAGAGCAAAAUCUUGUCGCAUGGGCACGGCCAUUGUUCAAAGACAGGAAGAAAUUCUCGGUGAUGGCAGACCCAGCGCUCCAAGGUCAUUAUCCAGUGAGGGGACUAUACCAGGCGCUAGCAAUAGCUGCAAUGUGCGUGCAGGAGCAACCGAACAUGAGGCCUCUGGUGGCUGAUAUAGUGACCGCUUUGAAUUACCUGGCCGCCCAAGAGUACGACCCACAAAACCCGCCAUCUCAAGCCUCCCGAAGAACGUUGUCUUCUUACAAGUCCAUAAGCGAUGCCGAGAAGUUUUCUAAUCCCUGUGAUGUGGUGGAAAAGAGUGAGAGAGAAGAUUGAAAGGACACACCAUUUUCUCUGCAAAUGGUGAAAGGCUUUGCCUGGUUAUCAGUUUUGUGCAACAUUUGAUGAUAACAGGCAGGCUGCUCGAAAAUCAUUGGAUCGAGCUUUCUUUUUGCACGAGCAAAUGUGAUUUUAGGACUUUGACACCAACAAUAAAAAUUACAAAAAAAAAAAGGGUAGGAACUUCUCUAUCUUUAAGAAAUUUGAUAUACAAAAAAUGAUUGAUGACA